AUGGGCGGUGGAAUCUCAUCAUCUGCGAAGAAAGAAAAACAGUCACCAUUCCGUUACGGUGAACCCGACAAGUUGAAAUUACCCAACAGUGUAGAGAUCGGCGAUGGCCACACCAGUAUAUGUGUAGCAGCACAUCCCAACAAGAGAUGUGUGUGUUUUCUUCUCGUAACACACCUUGAAGAGAAGAAGAAAGAAGAAAAAGAACAGGAAACUGAGGAAGAAGAGAAAAAAGAAGAACAAGAGAAGGAGGAAAAGAAGAAGAAGAAGAAGAACAACAACACCACUCCUGCAUUUGUACAGUGGACAUUCUAUAAUGACAGUAAGAAAGAUAAUGUACGUGUGAUUGUAACCUUUUUGGGUACCUCCGACGGUAUUCAAACAGUGAGUCCAACCACAGAGAUGGACCACACAAGUGAUGGGAGUCUGCGAGUAUCGGCUGUAGUCCACGCAGGGGAAACCCUGCCUUUUGUGAAGGGAUAUGUGAAGGCGUAUUUACUUAAAUGUGAAGAAGUGACAGAAUAA
Messenger RNA from Trypanosoma theileri, 522 nucleotides. RefSeq lists its product as uncharacterized. The transcript has a single exon. Lineage: Eukaryota; Euglenozoa; Kinetoplastea; Trypanosomatida; Trypanosomatidae. The record is from RefSeq and is a predicted model, not a curated record. Bases 1 to 522 code for a protein of 173 amino acids.